UCACCCCACUCUCUGCUGUUGAAGCGGCUGCGAGAGUGGAGUGACCUCACCAUGAUGUGAUUUCUUUCUUCUUUUUUUGUUUGUUUAAUCUUUGCAGAAGAAAGACAUGUCCGAAAGAAACCGCUAAGUUAUUGAUUUCGUUCAGUCAACCUUUCCAGGAUUACGUGUCGGUUUAUCUCCACCGUAUUCGCUGCCUGCUCGCGUUGGCCGGCCAUGGCAGAGCAGGACGGUGCAGCCAAGAAGAACCCGGCCGUCGGGUCCUUGCAGUCUCACUUCCUGGUGGGCUCCAUAUCGGAGGAGAACUCCGAGGAUGAAAUCCACGGGAGGGUGGACGGGUCGCUGGAGGACAAGGAGAUGAGAUCGCUGUCACCGUCUUCCUGUAGCUCCGACAGCACAAAUGAGAUGGGUUUCGAUCACGUUGACGGCACCAUACACAAUUUAAGACCAAGCAUGUCAGGGCUCCACUUGGUGAAACAAGGCAGGGAUCGCAGGCGGAUUGAUCUUCAACGGGACUUCACUGUCGCUUCACCUGCUGAAUUUGUCACCCGUUUUGGUGGUAACAAGGUCAUUGAAAAGGUGCUGAUUGCCAACAACGGCAUUGCUGCAGUCAAAUGCAUGCGCUCCAUCCGCCGCUGGGCCUACGAGAUGUUCCGCAAUGAAAGGGCCAUUCGGUUUGUUGUCAUGGUAACCCCAGAAGACCUGAAAGCCAAUGCAGAAUACAUCAAAAUGGCCGACCAUUACGUACCUGUACCUGGAGGAACCAACAACAACAACUAUGCCAAUGUCGAGCUCAUUCUUGACAUUGCAAAGCGCAUACCUGUUCAGGCUGUGUGGGCAGGAUGGGGUCAUGCCUCAGAGAACCCAAAACUCCCAGAGCUUCUUCACAAGCAUGGCAUUGCUUUCAUGGGUCCUCCAAGUCAAGCUAUGUGGGCUCUUGGAGACAAGAUUGCCUCUUCCAUUGUAGCUCAGACCGCCGGUAUUCCAACUUUACCCUGGAGUGGAACAGGCCUGACAGUGGAAUGGUCAGAAAGCAAUCAAAAGAAGAAAAUCAUCAAUGUACCUAACGAGCUAUAUGAGUGCGGCUGCAUCCAGGAUGUAGAAGAGGGCCUCAAAGCUGCAGAAAAGAUUAGCUAUCCAAUAAUGGUGAAAGCCUCAGAGGGCGGUGGAGGAAAAGGUAUCCGUAAAGUGAACUGCGCCGAUGACUUCCCUAACCUCUUCAGACAGGUCCAGGCUGAAGUUCCAGGAUCACCUAUCUUUGUCAUGCAGCUAGCCAAGCACGCCCGUCACUUAGAGGUGCAAAUUUUGGCGGAUCAGUAUGGAAAUGCGAUUUCCUUAUUCGGCAGAGACUGUUCUGUGCAGCGCCGUCACCAGAAAAUCAUAGAGGAGGCUCCGGCCACCAUAGCCACCUCGGAUGUGUUUGAAGAUAUGGAAAAGUGCGCUGUGAAGCUAGCUAAGAUGGUCGGCUACGUCAGCGCAGGAACUGUGGAGUACCUCUACAGCCAGGACGGCAGUUUCUACUUCCUGGAGCUCAACCCCCGUCUGCAGGUGGAACACCCCUGCACUGAGAUGGUGGCUGAUGUCAACUUGCCUGCCGCUCAAAUGCAGAUUGCAAUGGGUAUUCCUCUUCAUCGGAUCAAAGACAUCCGGAUGCUCUAUGGAGUCCAGCCUUGGGGAGACACUCCUAUUGAUUUUGAGUCUCUGUCAAACGCACCGUGCCCACGGGGACACGUCAUCGCGGCGCGCAUCACCAGCGAAAACCCCGAUGAGGGUUUCAAACCAAGCUCCGGGACAGUGCAGGAGCUGAACUUCCGGAGCAAUAAGAAUGUGUGGGGUUACUUCAGCGUCGCAGCAGCAGGAGGCCUGCACGAGUUUGCCGACUCCCAGUUUGGACACUGCUUCUCUUGGGGAGAGAAUCGUGAAGAAGCUAUCUCCAAUAUGGUGGUUGCUCUCAAGGAGCUGUCCAUCAGAGGAGACUUUAGAACAACUGUCGAAUACCUCAUUAAGCUGCUGGAGACUGAGAGCUUUCAGCAUAACAGCAUCGAUACGGGCUGGCUGGACCGACUCAUUUCAGAGAAGAUGCAGGCGGAGCGUCCUGAUACUAUGCUUGGCAUUGUGAGCGGGGCUCUCCAUGUGGCAGACGUCAAUCUAAGGAACAGUGUUUCCAACUUUUUGCAUUCUUUGGAAAGGGGCCAAGUGCUGCCAGCCCACACACUACAGAACACUGUGGACGUGGAGCUGAUCUACGAAGGCACCAAAUAUGUCCUGAAAGUGACACGGCAGUCUCCCAACUCGUACGUUGUGAUCAUGAACAGCUCUUUAGCGGAGGUGGACGUUCAUCGUCUGAGUGAUGGAGGUCUUUUGCUGUCUUACGAUGGAAGCAGCUACACUACAUACAUGAAGGAAGAAGUGGAUAGGUAUCGGAUUACGAUUGGGAACAAGACUUGUGUUUUUGAGAAGGAGAACGAUCCGUCGCUGCUGCGAUCCCCCUCAGCGGGAAAACUCAUUCAGUACUCAGUAGAGGACGGCGGACAUGUGUUUGCUGGACAGUGCUUUGCAGAAAUAGAGGUGAUGAAAAUGGUAAUGACCCUCACUGCUGCAGAGUCGGGUUGUAUUCAUUAUGUGAAGAGGGCCGGAGCGGCGUUGGAACCUGGCUGUGUCAUCGCCAAACUGCAACUGGAUGACCCGAGCAGAGUGCAACAGGCAGAGCUCUACACAGGGACGCUUCCUUCAACCCAGGCCGUGGCUCUGAGGGGGGAGAAGCUGCACAGGGUCUUCCACAACACUCUGGAUCACCUCGUUCACAUCAUGAACGGGUACUGCCUUCCUGAGCCGUUCUUCAGCGCUACACUGAAAGAGUGGGUAGAAAGGCUCAUGAAAACCAUGCGAGACCCCUCCUUGCCCCUUCUUGAACUUCAGGACAUCAUGACCAGUGUUUCUGGCCGGAUCCCUCCUGCUGUGGAGAAGUCCAUUAAGAAGGAGAUGGCUCAGUACGCCAGCAACAUAACGUCUGUGCUGUGCCAGUUUCCCAGCCAGCAGAUCGCAAACAUCCUGGACAGCCACGCUGCUACUCUCAACAAGAAAUCAGAGAGAGAAGUGUUCUUCAUGAACACUCAAAGCAUCGUCCAGCUGGUGCAGAAGUAUCGAAGCGGUAUCCGAGGCCACAUGAAGGCAGUGGUGAUGGACUUGCUGAGACAGUACCUGAAAGUAGAGAUCCAGUUCCAGAACGGACACUACGACAAGUGCGUGUUUACACUUCGUGAGGAAAACAAAGUUGACAUGGUCAAUGUUGUCAACUACAUUUUCUCCCACGCACAAGUAACCAAGAAGAACCUGCUGGUGACUAUGCUGAUUGAUCAGCUAUGUGGUCGUGAUCCCACUCUGACAGAUGAACUGAUGACCAUUUUGACUGAGCUCACUCAGCUCAGCAAGACAACCAACGCCAAGGUGGCUCUGCGCGCUCGGCAGGUUCUGAUAGCGUCCCACCUUCCCUCCUAUGAGCUGCGACACAACCAGGUGGAGUCCAUUUUCUUGUCUGCCAUUGAUAUGUAUGGGCACCAGUUCUGCAUUGAGAACCUGCAGAAACUCAUCCUUUCGGAAACGUCCAUCUUUGAUGUUCUGCCCAACUUCUUCUACCACAGUAAUCAGGUGGUCAGGAUGGCUGCCCUGGAGGUCUAUGUCCGGAGAGCGUACAUCGCCUAUGAACUCAACAGCGUUCAGCAUCGACAGCUGAAGGACAACACAUGUGUGGUAGAGUUCCAGUUCAUGCUUCCCACCUCGCAUCCUAACAGAGGGAACAUCCCAACUCUCAACAGGAAAAUGACCACUCCUAUCCUGGACUAUCUUAAGACCUGGGAUGAUAAAGCACAGGAACCAAAACCACAGGAGCUUAAAUCCCAGGAUAGUGAAGCUAAGGAUGAGAAUGCCGAGAAGAAAGAUUUGGAAUCUGAAGGAAGGAUGUCCUUCUCAUCCAACCUGAACCACUACGGCAUGAUGCAUGUGGCCAGUGUAAGCGAUGUCCUGCUGGACACGUCUUUUACACCACCCUGUCAACGGAUGGGAGCCAUGGUUUCUUUCCGCACCUUCCAAGAGUUUACAAGGAACAUUAAUGAUGUCCUGAGCUGCUUUUCUGACUCACCGCCUGCAAGUCCUAUGUUCCCUGAUGGAGGCAACCCUGUCCUGUACGGUGAAGAGGACAGCAAGAAUGUCCAGGAAGAGCCUAUCCACAUCCUGAAUGUAGCGAUAAAGACAGACAGCGACAUCGACGACGAUGGCCUGGCAGCCAUGUUUCGGGAGUUCACUCAGUCAAAGAAAUCAUUGCUCUUUGAACACGGCAUCCGAAGACUGACAUUUCUAGUAGCUCAGAAGGAUUUCAGAAAACAAGUCAACUGUGAGGUGGACCAAAGGUUUCAUAGAGAAUUCCCAAAAUUCUUCACAUUCCGGGCGAGAGAUAAGUUUGAAGAAGACAGGAUCUAUCGACACCUGGAGCCGGCACUGGCUUUCCAGUUGGAGCUCAACCGCAUGCGCAAUUUUGCACUGACCGCCAUUCCCUGCGCCAACCACAAGAUGCACCUGUACCUGGGCGCAGCCCGUGUGGAGGUGGGCACAGAGGUUACCGACUAUCGAUUCUUUGUCCGAGCAAUCAUCCGCCAUUCCGAUCUGGUCACAAAGGAAGCUUCCUUUGAAUACCUUCACAAUGAAGCAGAGCGUCUUCUGCUGGAAGCCAUGGAUGAACUGGAGGUGGCUUUCAACAACACAUCUGUAAGGACGGACUGUAACCACAUCUUCCUCAACUUUGUCCCUACAGUCAUCAUGGACCCAUCAAAGAUCGAGGAGUCUGUGCGCUCCAUGGUGAUGCGCUAUGGCAGCCGUCUAUGGAAGCUUCGCGUCCUACAAGCUGAACUAAAGAUCAACAUCCGCCUGACUCCGACUGGAAAGCAAAUUCCUAUCCGGCUCUUCCUAACUAAUGAGUCAGGCUACUACCUGGAUAUCAGUCUGUACAAGGAGGUCACCGACUCCCGAACAGGACAGGUGGGACCCAAAGAUCGACAGAUUAUGUUCCAGGCAUAUGGUGACAAACAAGGCCCCUUGCAUGGCAUGUUAAUCAAUACACCUUACGUGACCAAGGACCUGUUACAGUCCAAGCGCUUCCAGGCCCAAUCUUUGGGCACCACAUAUGUCUACGACUUUCCUGAAAUGUUCAGACAGGCUUUGAAAAAGCUGUGGAACUCUAGUCAGGCCUAUGCUUUUCUACCUGAAUGCCCGCCUCCUCCCGAGCUCCUCACCUUCACCGAGCUGGUUCUGGAUGCACAGGGUCAGCUGGUGCAGAUGAACAGACUCCCAGGAGGAAAUGAGAUUGGCAUGGUGGCGUGGCGGAUGACUCUGCGAACCCCCGAGUAUCCAGCAGGACGUGAGAUCAUAGUCAUAAGCAAUGAUAUCACUCACAAGAUAGGCUCAUUUGGACCUCAGGAGGACGUUCUGUUUCUGCGAGCUUCCGAGAUGGCGAGGGAGAGUGGCAUCCCUCGCAUCUACAUCGCAGCAAACAGCGGCGCCCGCAUCGGCCUGGCGGAGGAGAUCCGACACAUGUUCCACGUGGCCUGGCAGGAUCCAGCUGAUCCAUACAAGGGUUUCAAGUAUCUGUACCUCACACCUCAGGACUACAAAAAGGUCUCAGCUCUUAACUCUGUACAUUGUGAACAUGUGGAAGACGAAGGGGAAUCGAGGUACAAGAUCACUGACAUUAUUGGAAAGGAGGAGGGGCUUGGUGUGGAGAACCUGAGGGGAUCUGGAAUGAUUGCUGGAGAAUCUUCUUUAGCUUACGAGGAGAUCAUCACCAUGAAUCUGGUCACAUGUCGAGCCAUCGGCAUCGGAGCCUAUCUGGUGAGGCUUGGACAGAGAACAAUCCAGGUGGACAACUCUCACAUCAUCCUCACUGGAGCUGGAGCGCUCAACAAGGUGCUAGGCAGAGAGGUGUACACCUCCAACAACCAACUGGGUGGAAUUCAGAUCAUGCACAACAACGGUGUGACCCACAGUACUGUCUGCGAUGACUUUGAGGGCGUCUUUAACUUGUUGCAGUGGCUGUCCUACAUGCCCAAGUGUAAAUCCAAUCCAGUACCCAUCAUCAGUGCAAAGGAUCCCAUAGAUCGUCUGGUGGAGUUUGUGCCGACCAAGACACCUUAUGAUCCUCGCUGGAUGCUGGCAGGACGUCCUAGUCAAAAUCCAAAGGGUUCCUGGCAGAGUGGAUUCUUUGACCAAGGCUCCUUCAUGGAGAUCAUGCAGCCCUGGGCUCAGAGUGUGGUGGUGGGCAGAGCCAGGUUGGGAGGGAUACCUACUGGUGUUGUUGCAGUGGAAACCAGGACAGUGGAGCUGUCAAUCCCAGCUGAUCCAGCCAAUUUGGACUCGGAGGCAAAGAUCAUCCAGCAGGCGGGACAGGUGUGGUUUCCAGACUCUGCUUUUAAAACAGCACAAGCCAUCAAGGAUCUGAACCGAGAGGGUUUACCUCUCAUUGUGUUUUCCAACUGGAGAGGCUUUUCUGGGGGAAUGAAAGACAUGUACGACCAGGUGUUGAAGUUUGGAGCCUUCAUCGUGGACGGACUGAGGGAGUACAAGCAGCCCGUUCUAGUUUACAUCCCCCCUCAUGCGGAGCUGAGAGGAGGCUCCUGGGUGGUCAUAGAUCCCACCAUAAACCCCCGUCACAUGGAAAUGUAUGCCGACAAGGACAGCAGAGGCGGCGUGUUGGAGCCUGAAGGAACAGUGGAGAUCAAGUUCAGAAAGAAGGACCUGGUGAAAACCAUGAGGAGAGUAGAUCCAGUCUACAUGGGCUUGGCCGAGAGGCUUGGAACUCCAGAGCUGAGCCCCGCUGACCGCAAAGAGCUGGAGACCAAACUGAAGGAGCGAGAGGAGUUCCUGCUGCCCAUCUACCAUCAGGUGGCCGUGCAGUUCGCCGACCUCCACGACACGCCGGGGCGCAUGCAGGAGAAGGGCGUGAUCACGGAUAUCCUGGAAUGGCAAACGUCCCGUCAGUUCUUCUACUGGCGUCUGAGGCGCCUGCUGCUUGAGGGCACAGUGAAGAGGAAAAUCCAGGCCGCCAACAGUGAGCUGACAGACGGCCAGAUUCAGGCGAUGCUGCGGCGCUGGUUUGUGGAGGCAGAGGGGACUGUGAAGGCGUAUCUGUGGGACAACAAUGAAGAGGUGGUGGCCUGGCUGGAGAGGCAGCUAGCUGAAGAAGAGGGCGCCAGGUCCGUCAUCGACGAGAACAUCAAGUACAUCCGGCGGGAUCACCUCCUCAAGCAGAUCCGCAGCCUCGUGCAAGCCAAUCCAGAGGUGGCUAUGGACUCCAUCGUACACAUGACCCAGCACAUCUCCGCCACGCAGAGAGCUGAGGUUGUGCGGAUCCUGUCCACCAUGGAGGCGUCUACCUCGUCCUAACAGGAGCCGCGUCUUCGUCCCACAGCUCAUUUCUCUCAGCUGUGGCAGAAAUGACUCUGAGCUGGAAACACUGGACCAGAGGAGCCGGGUUGAUGCAACGUUCAAUACGGGACUGCUGAUGAAACGUGGGCAAUGAUUCUCGCUCAGCAAGACGGUAGAUAGUUGACAUUAGCUCUAAAAUUUUGUAAAUUGUCUUUCCUAAGUCUUAGUGUUUGCGUAAGUUGGUUUUCAAGUGCAAUUUUAAGAGAAUUGACAAUGUAGAAAUAGCAGGUGAUUAAUAUUUAAUGUUUAGGGUUUGUUUAUGGAUGGAUUUUGGCCACAAUCAGUGGCCUCCAUUCUUUUGAUCUGGAGCGUUCAUAUUAAUACAUAUAAAUUUCUAAUAGAUUUUUAUUUUUUUUUUAAAGCGAUACUGCUGUUAGAAAAGCACCUUGGUUUGUGACAUAUGCUUGUGAAGGUUUACAAGUGUUUUGAUGACCAGCUCAACAAUGACAACGCGUCGCCUGGGGAGUUGACCAAAAAGGAGUUUUCGCUCUGCUAAAUAAAAAGCACUUAGUUACUGAACAAAGACGGGGGGAAACGCCAAAGCAGAUUUGGCCGGGGAAGCCCAGCGGGGAGCGGGACGAGGUUCCUUUUAGACCCCGACUGUUUCGCAGUUACCCUGCGGUGAGCGGUGGGCAGCUUGCCUCAUAACAAAACCACAGCUGUCCCUUCUGUUCUCACCCACACACGCUGCUUAACAGGCACUUUAGUGCUUACUGUUCCCCUCGCAGUGCACCGAGAACCGCGCCCGCGCAGGACUCUCUCGUGGGCGAACGCGCACGCACAAAGUGGCACAAACUCUGUCGCGCACAGUGGAUAAAAGCUUAAAACACAAAUUGGUAAUGGCUCAGUUGAAAGAGAAAGCAAAAGGAAGUGUGUUUGAAGGGAUUAGCUCGAGGGUUUUAGCCAAAGAUGUCAGUUUGAAUAUAGGACAGAUAGGUAGCCAAAUCAAUAAAUGUCUUAGAAAUAACAAAUGCUGCUGUUUACUUUAUGCGACAUGUUACACGUCUGAUGUUUAAAUGUGACCCCGCAAACACUUUUCUGUCUUGUUAAUGAAUGAAUUGUUACUGAUUGUUAAUGUUCUUGUAAGCACUGUGGGAAUCACAUAUGACUUGAGUUUGCGUCUGAAUCUGUCUUAGACAGGAGAACAUAAUACUAGCUAAACACCUCUAUGAUGAUGAAUUCAGCUUUACAAGUUUGUGUCAUUUUUGCUCCGUUGAAAUCUUUACUCCUGCAUGGAUCAGUUCUGUGCCUUGGGUUCUGUCUUUUACAUGCCGACCAGAUGUUUUACAUGUAACCGUUUACCUACAGACAUGGAGAAGAACUUACAGUGAUGAACUCUAAACGUGUCUGCAAACUGAAUAAAACUUUACUAAUU
This is a messenger RNA of Gambusia affinis (western mosquitofish), 8845 nucleotides long. RefSeq names its product acetyl-CoA carboxylase alpha (gene acaca). The transcript is spliced from 55 exons. The record is from RefSeq and is a predicted model, not a curated record. Gene Ontology annotation, biological process: fatty acid biosynthetic process. NCBI's taxonomy places the organism in Eukaryota, Metazoa, Chordata, Actinopteri, Cyprinodontiformes, Poeciliidae. Gene Ontology annotation, molecular function: metal ion binding; ATP binding; acetyl-CoA carboxylase activity. The coding region runs from base 214 to 7428 and encodes 2404 amino acids.